UUAUUGCUUAUGGUAUUAUUGUAGGAACAUUGUUGGCAUUAUACAGUAACCAAGGCCCUCUGGGAUGAACGGAACGCCACCUCCGCCGCCGCUUGACCGGGACGAGCACGGGUUGAAACUCGGCGAAAGCUUUGAGAAGAGGCCACGCUCCUCCUUCCACACCGUACGCUAUGAUUUCAAGCCAGCGUCCAUAGACACUUCUUGUGAGGGUGAACUUCAAGUCGGCAAAGGAGAUGAAGUGACAAUUACAUUGCCACACAUCCCAGGUUCUACACCCCCCAUGACAGUAUUCAAGGGAAAUAAGCGUCCAUAUCAGAAGGACUGUGUGCUUAUUAUUAACCAUGAUACUGGUGAAUAUAUGCUUGAAAAACUGAGUAGCAGUAUACAGGUCAAGAAAACCAGAGCUGAAGGCAGCAGCAAGAUUCAGGCUCGGAUAGAGCAGCAAUCCGCCCGUUCUCAGUCUACCUCCCAGUUCAAAACCCCAUCAAAACUGGCUGCUGGGCCUAAAACCUCUCCUGUGAAAGAUCAUCCUUCUCCUGAACCACAGCUCGAUGAUAUUAAAAGAGAACUCAGAGCUGAGGUGGAGAUAAUUGAGCAGAUGAGCAGCAGUAGUGGCAGCAGCUCCUCGGAAUCAGGGAGCUCUUCAGGGUCUGAUGAUGACAGCUCUAGCAGUGGGGAAGAAGAUGACACACGCACAUCACCUACGCAGCAGCCGCCACCACCACAGCAGUACAGCGGCAGGACGCCUGUUUCCAAUGGUACUAGCAGACCCCAGGGAGCUAAUCAGCUCAUGAACACGCUACGGAAUGACCUCCAGUUAAGCGAGUCUGGAAGUGACAGUGAUGACUAAAGGAAAAAAAAUCAUCAUUUUCAUGUAUAUAUAA
Messenger RNA from Spea bombifrons (plains spadefoot toad), 884 nucleotides. RefSeq names its product ELL associated factor 1 (gene EAF1). Gene Ontology annotation, molecular function: transcription elongation factor activity. Gene Ontology annotation, cellular component: super elongation complex. The transcript has 6 exons. NCBI's taxonomy places the organism in Eukaryota, Metazoa, Chordata, Amphibia, Anura, Pelobatidae. Gene Ontology annotation, biological process: positive regulation of DNA-templated transcription; regulation of transcription elongation by RNA polymerase II. The coding region runs from base 65 to 850 and encodes 261 amino acids. The record is from RefSeq and is a predicted model, not a curated record.